GCUUUAUAACGAGGAGGUUCUGGACCUGUUUGACUCGACUCGAGACUCCAGACAGAAAUCUCACAUUAAGAUCCACGAGGACGCCAGCGGAGGGAUCUACACCGUGGGAGUGACGACCCGCAGCGUGACCUCCGAGGCCGAGAUGAUGCAGUGUCUGAAGCUCGGGGCUCUGUGUCGCACCACCGCCAGCACUCAGAUGAACGUGCAGAGCUCUCGCUCUCACGCCAUCUUCACCAUCCACCUGUGCCAAGUCCGCAUCUGUGCCUCCGACAAUCAUGAAGGUGAGACUGAUAACAGAGUCUCUAAUGGAAACUCAGAGCUGGACGAAUACGAGACGCUGACGGCUAAGUUUCACUUCGUGGAUCUGGCCGGCUCCGAGCGGCUGAAGAGAACCGGAGCGACGGGAGACCGAGCCAAGGAGGCGAUCUCCAUCAACUGUGGCCUGCUCGCUCUGGGGAAUGUAAUCAGCGCUCUGGGCGACCGAAGCAAGCGCUCCUCUCACGUGCCUUACAGAGACUCCAAGCUCACCCGCCUGCUGCAGGACUCGCUCGGAGGAAACAGGUCGGGGAAAUACUCAGUCACCUUUUUUAGAACGUACCAUCUUCAUUGUGGACCCGCAGAACUCCUGGUGGUUAGAUCUGUUGUCUAG
This is a messenger RNA of Notothenia coriiceps (black rockcod), 649 nucleotides long. RefSeq names its product kinesin-like protein KIF21A. Gene Ontology annotation, molecular function: microtubule motor activity; microtubule binding; ATP binding. The record is from RefSeq and is a predicted model, not a curated record. The coding region runs from base 143 to 649 and encodes 168 amino acids. The transcript has 4 exons. Gene Ontology annotation, cellular component: microtubule associated complex. Lineage: Eukaryota; Metazoa; Chordata; Actinopteri; Perciformes; Nototheniidae. Gene Ontology annotation, biological process: microtubule-based movement; spindle elongation; mitotic spindle organization.